ACUCGCAUCUUGUCUGUUCAUGAUGUCGCAUCGACACCUAAAGCUUCGAUUGCUUGAGCUCCUGAAGAUCAAAGCAUACUUCAUAAUUGUUCUACUUCUAUUCUAUCAAAUCUACCUCUGCUUUGAAAGCUAUCUGGCAUACCCCAAAUAUGUCUCAACAAAAAUCGUGGAUCAAAGAAACACGGUUUUUCCAGAAGUUACAUUCUGCCCGAAUGACACUACGUUAAGGCCUGGUCAAUUCAUGAGAUCUUACUACGAAAGAUACAACAAAGCCAGAUCCGAUGGGAUAUCUUUUCAGGGCUACGAAAAUGCAACGCUACUUCAAGUUCUUAAGAAAACGAAGACUCCCGGAUGGCAAGGAUGUAUGACAUUGUCAAGAAAUGAUGAACACCAACAAUUGGGACUCUAUUACAUUCGGUUGAACUACCGAAACGUCAUGGUGAAAUUAUAUGUGCAUUUCCCUGGUCGCUUAGAGGAGAACCAAUCCCUUCAAAUGCCCAAUGAAGUGACUCCAGGACAAAUUCGACAAUUCCAAGUGAUGUAUCAAGACACUCACUUACAACCUAUCCACUUUUUUAACGGAUCCAAGUCAUGUUGGGAAAUCGGAGAUGAAAAUCAAAAAGGCACACCUUGUCGCUCCUUGGAAAUCAUUUUGGGCAAAAGCAACGAUGAGAUGAGAGCUAGCCUAUGGCCCAACAAAAGUGAACAAUACCUAUAUUUCAUGCCCUAUGUUCUAAAACAUGAGGAAAAAUUUGCCUAUUCCUUCUUGAGAUUUGCAUCUGACGUUGGCGGAUAUUCUGGUAUUCUGACUGGCAUGUCUUUACUUCAUGGAUUGGCAGGCUUUAGAACCUUGGUUCAGAAAUCGGUUGAUUAGCUUCAAUAUCACUAAUGAAGCACCACUGAGAGUUCGUGUCAGAUGUGUUUUUGAUAGCCUAUUUAUAAUCUGUUUAAUUAUUUUUACCGUUUUUGUUGAUGAAUUAUUCAAUUCGACCAAAAGUCGAAGUAUUAGUUAGUAAUAUUAUUAAUAAUUUUUGAUGGAGGCCACCAAGAAGCAUUGUCGAUAUGUCUUGCUAAAAUAAAAAAA
Tigriopus californicus is the source of this 1084-nucleotide messenger RNA. RefSeq lists its product as uncharacterized. Gene Ontology annotation, molecular function: sodium channel activity. Gene Ontology annotation, biological process: sodium ion transport. Gene Ontology annotation, cellular component: membrane. The transcript is spliced from 3 exons. Bases 20 to 874 code for a protein of 284 amino acids. The record is from RefSeq and is a predicted model, not a curated record. Lineage: Eukaryota; Metazoa; Arthropoda; Copepoda; Harpacticoida; Harpacticidae.